AUGUCUGGGCAUCUCGUCUACAGCUUGUGGAUGGGAGCAUCUUUCAAUUGUAUGGUACUUGCAUUCGAUAGAUUUGUGGAAAUGGUACCAGCAGCUAAUGUCUUGAAAUUUCUUUUUCGGGGAAAACUCUUGUAUAUAUGGAUGCUUCUAUCUUUUUUGUAUAUGCUUAUUGUAUGGUUUGUUCUAAGACCUAUUACUUUCAACACAGUUGUUUCCGCAUUCAUCGGAACUCCCCUGAUUGUCGAUUAUGAAACUGAGUACUAUCAUUAUACCUCAUUUUACUUGGUAAUCCACAACUCUACUGUAGUUAUAGCGUUAGUAACGCUCUAUUCUAUUCUCUAUUACUAUGUCAGAUACGCCUUACGUAGAGGGGGAAAUAUUGACGAUAUGCCGAUUUUUAUCCAAGUUUUCUUUGUUUGUACGUCUACGGGGACCACCGCAAUUCUUUACGUAUUAUUAGAAUUAUUAGCUGUUCCAAGAACUGUGGUUAUUGCAGCGCACGUAGUCUGGCAGCUCAGUCAUGGUGUUCACGGUAUCGUCUACUUACGCUUCAAUAAGCACAUACGCAAAGCAGUGUUCGCCUUAUUCGGUAAAGCUAAUACUAACGAUCAUUCUACAAAUGCAAUCUUCCCGUCGAAAUCGAGGAAAUAG
Molecule: messenger RNA, 651 nt
Organism: Cylicostephanus goldi
Lineage: Eukaryota; Metazoa; Nematoda; Chromadorea; Rhabditida; Strongylidae
Source: the annotation of a GenBank genome assembly